CCGGCUCGCCUUAUUAGCCGACUGGAUCCGAGGUUGGGCGUCUUCAGGCCCGAGUCAAGCCGAGCAAGUGAUGUCGCCCGCCGUCCUCGCGCUCCUGGCCGCGCUCGCUUGCAGCGUCCAUGCCACUGUUUUCUUCAAGGAGAAGUUUCUCGACGGAGACGGUUGGAGAAACCGAUGGGUGGAGUCCAAGCACAAGGAGGAUUACGGCCAAUGGAAGCUGAGCGCCGGGAAAUUCUAUGGUGACGCUGAGCUCGAUAAAGGUGUCCAGACGAGCGAUGACGCACACUUCUACGCGCUGUCGGCGCGCAUGGAGUCGUUCAGCAACGAGGGUAAAGUCCUGGUGAUCCAGUUCAGCGUCAAGCACCAGCAGGGGCUGGACUGCGGCGGAGGCUACGUCAAACUCUUUGACGCCCAACUCGACCAGGCCCAGAUGAACACCCGCUCCUCCUUCUACAUCAUGUUCGGUCCCGACAUCUGCUUCUCGGCCACCAAGAAAGUGCACGUCAUCCUCAACUACAAGGGACAAGGACACCUUAUCAAAAAAAACAUCCUGUGCAAGGACGACAAGCUGAGCCACGUGUACACGCUGGUGCUGCGUCCGGACCAAACGUACCAGGUGAAGAUCGACAACUCAGAGGUGGCGUCGGGCUCGCUGGAGGAUGACUGGGACCUGCUGCCGCCCAAGACUAUCAAAGACCCCCAGGCCAGCAAGCCGGCCGACUGGGACGAUCGGCCCACCAUGGACGACCCAGAUGACACCAAGCCCGAGGACUGGGAUCAGCCAGAAACCAUCCCAGACCCCAAACACCGCAAACCCAGCGACUGGCGAGAGGACAUUGAUGGCGUGUGGAAGCCUCGCGUGAUUGCAAAUCCCGACUACAAGGGCGACUGGACGCCCAGGCAGAUAGACAACCCCAAGUACAAAGGCCCAUGGGUCCACCCCAAGAUCGCCAACCCUGAGUACGUUCACGACGCCGACAUGUACAAGUUCCACAACAUUGGCGUGCUGGGAUUGGAAUUGUGGCAGACGAAGGCCGGAUCCAUCUUUGACAACUUCCUCAUCACUGACAAUGUCCAAGAAGCAGAAGAGUUUGCCCAGCAGACUUGGGGACUCACGCGGGCAGCCGAGAAGAAGAUGAAGGAGGAGCAAGACGAGCUGGAAAGGAAGAAGUGGGAGGAAGAGGAGCAGGAGAAUAACAGGAAGGACGAUAAAGAUUUUGACUUUGGUGAUCAUGCUGGUGAUGGCAAGGAAGUGCGGACACUCAAAAACACUGAACUGUAGUCCUGCAUUUGGGUAGGGGUUGAGUGUCUUGGCCAUCAAUGUGGUUACCAAAAGUGUGCAUCAACCCAAUCCGCGUCAGAAGUACGCCAACAUCACUUGGUCAAAAUACAUAAAAACAUCAUGUUUAUUUUA
Molecule: messenger RNA, 1414 nt
Organism: Syngnathus acus (greater pipefish)
Lineage: Eukaryota; Metazoa; Chordata; Actinopteri; Syngnathiformes; Syngnathidae
Product: calreticulin-like
Exons: 9
Coding region: 71-1282 (403 amino acids)
Biological process (GO): protein folding
Cellular component (GO): endoplasmic reticulum; endoplasmic reticulum membrane
Molecular function (GO): calcium ion binding
Source: RefSeq, a predicted model, not a curated record